This is a messenger RNA of Coregonus sp. 'balchen', 33364 nucleotides long. Lineage: Eukaryota; Metazoa; Chordata; Actinopteri; Salmoniformes; Salmonidae. The record is from the annotation of a GenBank genome assembly.
GUGCCUUUCUCAUUCCUUACUUUCUCAUGCUGUUUCUGUGUGGCAUCCCCCUGCUCUUCAUGGAGUUUGCCAUUGGGCAGUACACCCGUCUGGGACCAGUGCACGCUCUAGCCAAAAUCUGCCCGUUGUUCAAAGGUGAGUGAUAUCCACAGGCCUAUUGUUUACCAAGGCCUCACAUUAUGUGCAAGAACAGCCACAGGCUGGUUUUGUUAAGCAUUUAGCUACCAUUUCCUGUUGGUUUUUAGUCAACGUGGUACAGUCCAGCAAAGAGGCAAUGAUGUUUUAAUGAGUGCAUACAAACAGUAGGCCCCUGGCAGAGGUAAAGGGAUUAACACGUGGCGGCUCAGUUUGCCACGCUGUUCAAAAGGGGAAGGGAUAAAUAACUGUCUGUUAUCAGGUUCCGGUGCCACUAAACAUUGAGCAUGGUUACAUGCACACAAUAAUGUGAUUAUUGUGGAUGGUCAGAUUAACCUGAUGGCACUCUGAUAAAUGCAGAAAAUUGGCAAUCAAAAUGAACGUUCUACCACUGCGACUGUGUUAUUUUUGGAAAGCAUAUUUGAUUCUGAGUUCAGACAUGUAAAGUUUGUAUCUGAAAACUACUUCUAAGACGCAUACAGUGCCUUCAGAAAGUAUUCAUAUCCCUUGACUUAUUACGCAUUUUGUUGUUACAGCCUGAAUUCAUAAUGGAUUCAAUUGUUUUUUCCCCCUCAUCAAUCUACACACAAUACCCCAUAAUGACAAAGUGAAAACAUGUUUUUAGAAAUGUUUGUAAAUGUAUUGAAAAUGAAAUCCAGAAAUAUCUAAUUUACAUAGUUAUUCACACCCUGUGUCAAUACUUUGUAGAAGCACAUUUGGCAGCGAUUUCCUGCUGCGAAUCUUUCUGUGGAAGAGCUUUCCACUCCUGGAUUGUACAACAUUUGCCCAUUUUAUUCUUUUCAAAAUUCUUCAAUCUCUGUCAAAUUGGUUAUUGAUCAUUGCUAGACAACCAUUUUCAAGUAGAUUUAAGUCAAUACUGUAACUAGGCCACUUGGGAACAUUCACUGUCUUCUUUGUAAGCAACUCCAGUGUAUAUUUGGCCUUGUGUUUUAGGUUAUUGUCCUGCUGAAAGGUGAAUUCAUCUCCCAGUGUCUGGUGGAAAGCAGACUGAACCAUGUUUUCCUCUAGGAUUUUGCCUGUUCUUAGCUCCUUUCCGUUUCUUUUUUAUCCUGAAAAACUCCCCAGUCCUUAACGAUUACAAGCAUACCAAUAACACGAUGCAGCCACUACUAUGCUUGAAAAUAUAGAGAGUGGUUCUCAGUAAUGUGUUGGAUUUGCCCCAAACAUAACAUUUUGUAUUCAGGACAAAAAGUGAAUUGCUUUGCCACGUCUUUUUUGCAGUAAUACUUUAGUGACUUGUUGCAAACUGGAUACAUGUUUUGGAAUAUUUGUAUUAUGUACAGGCUUCCUUCUUUUCACUCUGUCAAUUAGGUUAGUAUUGUGGAGUAACUACAAUGUUGUUGAUCCAUCCUCAAUUUCUCAUAUCACAGCCAUUAAACUCUAUAACUAUUUUAAAGUCACCACUGGCCUCAUAAGCAGUUUCCUUCCUCUCCGGCAACUGAGUUAGGAAGGACACCUGUAUCUUUAUAGUGACUGGGUGUAUUGAUACACCAUCCAAAGUGUAAUCAAUAACUUCUAUCUACCAAUAGGUGCCCUUCUUUGCUAGGCAUUGGAAAACCUCCCUGGUCUUUGUGGUUGAAUCUGUGGUUGAAAUUCACUGCUCGACUGAGGGACCUUAUAAUUAUCUGUAUGUGUGGGGUAUAGAGAUGAGGUAGUCAUUCAAAAAUGAUGUUGAACUAAAUUAUUGCGCACAGUGAGUCCAUGUGACAUUUUUACUUGUGAUCUUAUUUAGGCUUGCCAUAACAAAGGGGUUGAAUACUUAUUGACUAAUUUCAGCUUUUCAUUUUUAAGAAAUUCUAAAAACUUAAUUCCACUUCGACAUUAAGGGGUAUUGUGUGUAGACCAGUGACAAAAAAAUCUCAAUUUAAUAUUCAGGCUGUAACACAACAAAAUGUGAAAAAAGUCAAGGGGUAUGAGUACUUUCUUAAGGCACUGUAACUGUUGGCCAGUCUUUUUUCCAUCCAGUUAAAUAAUACACUGACAUGAUGCAGUGCAUUCGGAAAGUAUUCAGACGCCUUGACUUUUUCCACAUUUUGUUACGUUACAGCCAUAUUCUAAAAUUGAUUAAAUACAGUUUUCCCUCAUCAAUCUACACAAAAUACCCCAUAAUGACAAAGCAAAAACAGGUUUGCUUUGUCAUUAUGGGGUAUUGUGUGUAGAAUGAUAAAAAACAAUUUAAUCAAUUUUAGAAUAACUCCUGGAGGGGCUCAGUUUACCUGAUGGCUGCUAACAACGACUGAUAAAACAUCUGUUUGCUUUUGAAUUAGGAUUAUUCUGGUUGUGUGCCCUAUAUUUCUUUGUAAGUAUGUUUGUGUGUACGUAUGUGUGUGGAUUUAUAUACACAAACAAUGUUUUGUUUUAUGUUUUUUGUAUUUUAUCUGCUUUUUCUGUAAUUGAACAUUUGGAGGUCGACCCCUGAUCCCUUACAAUUCACAUAAUUAAUGUAACUUAAAUCGCAGUACAUAAAAUUAAGCAAUUCUUAAAAUGAUCUAAUGUUUUGUACCACUUCUACUAAAUUCUCUGUCAUCAGCAGUAUAGCAGCCCUGGGUUGUUAUUGAACACUAGAUUGAACCCUUUUUGACAGGGAGAACGCAAACACCAUUACGCCACUCUGGGUGUGUUUGGACCAGCCAAUAGAGCAGACCAUCCCCUUAAUUAGUGGUGUGAAGGGAAAGUGCAAACUCUGGGAUGGAUGAAAGGAAGGGAGGCUUAUGGUGUACCAUGUGCAGUAGUUCCAACUGAUCCUGGAGAUCAGUAGGGUUAUAUUGGGCUCCACCACUGUGUUGACAGAGGUGUUUUCUAGUUGACCCACCAUCCAUAUUGUCCACAGCAUUCCAUUAUUCUUUCUCUGCUAACAAUGCCAACAUACACAGUGUACAAAACAUUAGGAACACCUUCCUAAUAUUGAGUUGCACCCCCUUUUGCCCUCAAAACAGCCUCAAUUUGUCGGGGCAUGGACUCUAAAAGGUGUUGAAAGCGUUCCACAGGGAUGCUGGCCCUUGUUGACUCCAAUGCUUCCCACAGUUGUAUCAAGUUGGCUGGAUGUCCUUUGGGUGGUGGACCAUUCUUGAGACACACGGGAAACAGUUGAAUGUGAAAAACCCAGCAGCGUUGCAGUUCUUGACACACUGAAAACUGGUGCGCCUGGCACCUACUACCAUACCCCGUUCAAAGGCACUUAAAUAUUUUGUCUUGCCCAUUCACGCUUUGAAUGGCACACAUACACAAUCCAACUCUCAAUUGUCUCAAGGCUUUAAAAAAUAAUAAUUAUUUAACCUGUCUCCUCCCCUUCAUCUACAGUGAUUUGAAGUGGAUUUAACAGGUGACAUCAAUAAAGGAUCAUAGCUUUCACCUGGUCAGUCUGUUUUGUACACUCAAUGUAUUUUUGUAAGUUAGGGGCAUGAAGCAUUUUGGAGAUUAUUUUGUGAGGCACCAAACAUGACCUGACCUCACAGGGAUUUGUUUGUCAAUAUUCAGUUCUUCUCUCAUAGUACAUUAAUGUACAUACCGUAAUGCAGAGUCCAGUGGAACGCUUUAUGAACAGUAGACAAUUAUUACAUUAUCUUUUAGAAUACACAACUGCUAAACUGUUGGAACCUCUCUACAUAUUCUAGGAGCUAAGGACUUAACUAAAUAACUUUGUUAUUCAAAACUGUUUAGAGAAGAGAAACACUCUUAACACUGUUUUUGACUAAUGCGAUUAUAAGAUUAACUUGUUGUUAAUUGUGAAUCGGCUGGCUGCCACGGUUAAGCCCAGCUCUCAGUGAUGUUUUCUUAUGAGAAAUUGCACAAUGUUUGAUUAUUCAGUGUCCAACUGAGAGACACUUGACCCAGCACAGCAGAGGACCCAUGUCAAGUUCAGGUAGUAAACCUGGACUACUCUUAUCAUAAGAUCUAAUCAUGUCACCAGGGAUGUAGUUCUAAUACUUGAGUCAUUCUGUACACUACCAGAAACAAAAAUAAAUAGUCCCCCCUCCACACACACAAAAAAAGAACUGCAACAUAAAGCUAAAGAAUAAACACAACUGAAAAUAUGUAUGCCUAUUGUGUUUUUCUAAAUUUGAUAUAUUUUUAUCAUGUUGUUGAAAGACUGUGUCGCAAAUGAAAUCCCAACUCAUUAUAUCCACAGAUGCCUGGAACUAGAUGUCCAUAUGACUCAUCUUCAGUUCCCAUAAAAUAGAGUGGAAUUAUUCUAAAUUACGAACUGCUGGCCUAUUUAGUUGUGACCCGGUUAUGGCCAAUGUCAGGGCUGUGCACAGACGUUUCAGGGGGCAGGUGAAAAAAAAAUAGAUAAUUAAAAACAGGUCUAUUUAUUUCUAUAACAACACACUCACUCAUCACAAAUUGUAAGCAAGCUAGUUGCCUCCUGAAGACAUGAUUGAUAUCAUAAAAAGUGGGUGGGCUAUCAGCUGAUCGUUGAUGAUUGAUGUAAAUCUGCUAGUAAGCUAGCUCGACAAUUAUUUUACGGAUUGUGAUUUAUCUAAAUAAUAACUUCAUAAUAUAAUAUUAAUAAUCUUCUAACUCAUAAUAUAUGGCUGGCUGGUUAGUGGCCUGUGUGGAUAUUUUAGUAUAUGGUGGUUAGCUAGAGUCGACUACCUCGGUUGCUGCUGCUGAUACACAUGUGAACUGAAGAAAGGAUGGAGUUGGGUCUGUAGAUGCAGCCACUCCUCUCUGUCUUUCUGCCUCGCUCUGCUCCAAGUAUCAGCCAACCAGACCGAAUACUGAUGAUGUAAAUCAAGUGUUAAUUAAAUGUUAUGCUGCAGCUUCUGUGGCAGUACUGUUGAUACAGUAUUUAAAAGGGGACUAUUGUGCUCUCCCAGAACUUUGGUUGGUGUGCAAAACCCGUGAAUUCAGCAGAAGGCUGCAAAGCCGAAACGUCUGUGUGUACGCUAUCCCUGAUGCAGUGAAAAUAUUUUUUUUUUUAUGAAGUAAGCUUUAUGCAACAUAUUUUUUAGUGGGGACCCAUCACACCUUUUUAAUACGGUUGAUAUUUAAAAUAUGUAGUUUGCUACACACACUCAUGCAUCUCAAGACAUUCAUGUUUGGAUACUGCACGCAAUCUCUGUGGGCAGACCGGGAAACCGGUGCAACCGAUCGUGUGCGAGCUCCAGGGUAGACCAACAGGCGCAACCAACGGACGGGGUGGUGGGUGGCGACUUGCGGGCAGUUGGUUCAGAACAACAAUGACAAAAACGGUCAAAAAAAAUAAUCUUAUACCACCACCCAAAAGGGCAUUUGGCAAGUGGGAGGGCAAAGGGGCAGGUGCUCAGGCACAGGUAGACCUCUAUCUGUGCACAUGCCUGGCCAAUGUUGCCUUCGAUACCCACCUCUGGUUUUGCAUGGCUUUGAAUCGGUCAGUCCUGUUAGUACAGGAACCUUAUUAUUAUUUUUCUUGUCCUUUGGCUUUCCUGGAAAGUGUUUGUUGGAUUUUAGGCACAUAGCAGCCUCAUCUUUCUUGGAACCUCACAUAUUCUUGCUGGAUUUAUUGGUCCUAGUACUACACUGUAGGGUAGAACUGGAAGUGUACCAUGUAGUCAGAAUCUUUGUCCAGUAUCUUUAAAAAAAACUUUGUCAACAGCUAAUUGGUAAUGGGAGCACUACCAUUUGUUGUUUACCCAUGCCUACCUUUACAGAUCUACAUACAGCACACAUCUGAAGGAGGCCCACACACAAAAGACACCAGAGGAGAAAGUAGCUACUGCUGCUGGGGCAUCACCAUUGUAGGAAAGUUCCAUGACUUUGUCCCCUUUGCCCUCCCUGUUGCUCUACAGGUGUGGGAAUUGCCACAGUCGUGAUCUCCUUUGUGCUCUGCACCUACUACAACGUUCUCAUGAGCUGGGCGCUCUACUACUUCUUCAACUCAUUCCAAGCCAACUUCCCCUGGCAGUCCUGCAACAAUACCUGGAAUGCCGUAGGUAACUGCUCCAUCGGUUUCCCUGGCAAUGCCACCCACCUGCAUUCGGCCAGUCAGCAAUACUUUGAGUAAGCACCAAUCUUCUUCAAUUAAUCACAUUUUUAUUGAUGUUGUGGUAGGGCCUAGAAGUCGCUGGCAUGGGUAGGGCUCAGGACUCUUGUGGUUAUUGUUAUAGUUUGUUUUAUCACAAAACAAAGAUGUCCCAUCCAGAUUUUUGUAAAGUCAGGGCUCUUGUAUUAUUGAAAGAUAACAGUUUGAUAAGCUAUGAAAGUUUCUUUAGCAUUGUUUCCCAUCCUGACCCUUACUUCCUCUCUCAGUCACAGACUUCUGGAGAUAACCAAUGGUAUUGAGGAGGCAGGAGGACUACGCUGGGAGCUGUUUGGCAUCCUUAUCCUGGCCUGGGUCAUUGUCUACUUGUGCAUCUUCAAAGGCGUCAAAUCCACUGGCAAGGUCAGAGUGCAUUCUCUUCACUCAACAGUAGCUGCUUAUGGCUAUUCCUCUUUAGAGCUGUAGAUUGUUUAGUGUUAGUAAUUUGUGGUAUAGGUUAACUCAGGGGUGUCAAACGUCCGGCCCGCGGGCCGGAUCAGGCCCGCAAACGGGUUUAAUCCAGCCCGCGAGAUGAUUUAAAAAUAAAAUAAUAAUAAUAAUAAUAAUUUUGUAAAGUAUAAAAAUGCGCUGCAAUUUUUCAAUAAAAUAAACUGCUGUUCCAAUUGCGUCCACUGGAUGGCGCAAUAGCAAUUGUGUUAAGCAAGCAAACUGUUUAUACCGGGGCAGAGCAAGUAGGUCAAGCACGUGCAGCCAAUGAGCUACUUUGUUUUGCCCGCGAUAUUUAUUACGGCUUCUACUUUUAACAUUAUGUGCUUUGGCACCCUCAUUGCCCCAAUAUGUCUCUGUCAAAAAAGAGAAAAGUGGAGGCAGAGUGCAGAGUGUUCCAAGAAAAAUGGUCAUCCUAUUUCUUCACGGAAUUGAAUGGGAAAGCUGUAUGUUUGGUGUGUUCAGAGCAUGUUGCAGUGCUGAAAGAAUAUAACCUUCGUCGCCACUAUGUGAGUCUUCAUGCCGACAAAUAUGACAACUUUCAAGGACAGCGGAGAUGAGAGAAGGUGAAUGAACUGUUGGCGGGUCUGAAGAAACAGCAGUCUGUGUUUACUCACAGCCGAGACAUCAGUGACGCUGCAGUGAAAGCUAGCUACCUCAUUGCUAAUGAAAUCGCAGUGGCUUCAAACCCAUUUAGUGAGGGUGAAUUUGUAAAAGCAUGCAUGAUGAAGGCAGCGGAGAUUGUGUGCCCUGAAAAGCGGCAGGCUUUUGCAAAUAUCAGCCUGACAAGAAACACAGUUGCAGACAGGAUUUCCGAUCUUUCAGUGGAUUUGGACAGCCAGUUGAAGCAAAAAAUAAAGUCAUUUAUUGCGUUUUCGGUUGCAAUUGAUGAAAGCACGGACAUUACAGGUGUUGCACAACUGGCCAUUUUCAUCCGCGGAGUUGAUGACACAUUGACCGUCACCGAGGAGUUCGUGGAGUUGGUGCCGAUGACAGAUACAACGACAGCAGCUGAUAUUUUUACAGCACUCGUCGGCGUGCUGGACAGGGUCGGAGUGGACUGGUCCCGCGCUGUCAGCCUGGCUACAGAUGGUGCGCCCUCAAUGAUCGGGAAAAAAGCAGGCGUUGUGACAAAGUUCAGAGAGAAAGUGCAAUCUGCAAAUGGAGGACGUGAUUUUUUGACUUUUCACUGUAUUUUGCACCAGGAGGCUUUGUGUUGCAAGUCAUUAAAGAUGGAUAACGUCAUGAAGGUGGUCAUCCAAACUGUUAAUUUCAUCCGAUCCAGAAGCCUGAAUCACCGUCAGUUUGACAGCCUUCUCAGAGAGAAAGACCACAUCUAUGGCCUGCCAUACCACACUGAGGUAAGAUGGUUAAGCCGAGGUGCGGUGCUGAGGCGUUUCUUUGAUUUACGAGAAGAAAUUGAACAGUUCAUGGAAGAAAAGGGCAAACCAGUGUUAGAAUUUCAUUCCGCAGAAUGGAUGCAGGACCUUGCAUUUAUGGUGGAUGUUACAGAGCACCUGAAUAACUUGAACAAACAGCUGCAAGGGCGCAACAAAGUUGUCACGCAGUAUUAUGACAGCAUACGUUCUUUCAAGUUGAAGCUGUCAUUGUGGGAGACGCAACUUGCCGGUGGUGAUGCAGCUCACUUCCCCUGUCUGAAAAAUGUGUGCGCGACCCAACAUUUGGCAGACAUGAAGCGGUUCAAAGAUAAAAUAACGGGACUGUUACGGGAGUUUGAGCAACGCUUUCAGAUUUAUGUUUAUAUGUUUUUAUGUUGAUGUGCUAUUGUUUUUAAUUUAUUUUAUUUUAUUUGUAUAUUUAACCUAUUCUUGACUCUGUGGUUCUUGCACUUGUUUGGGGAACAGGAUUUCAUUAUUUUUAUCUACAUUUCUGCCUGAGAAAUGACACCCUGAUAUAGUUCUGUGAUCUGUGAUAUACUUCUGUGAAUCACUGAGGCAUUGUGUGUUUGUGUGUUCUUUGUCCUCAGAACUUUCAAAUAACUUGAGGUGUUUUAUGAUUAAUAGUGAUGUUGUGCUUUUGGACACUGUCCUCAGGCUCCAUCUUUAUGUUUAUAUGUUUUUAUGUUGAUGUGCUAUUGUUUUUAAUUGUUUUUAUUUUAGUUGUAUAUUUAACCUAUUCUUGACUCUGUGGUUCUUGCACUUGUUUGGGGAACAGGAUUUCAUUAUUUUUAUCUACAUUUCUGCCUGAGAAAUGACACCCUGAUAUAGUUCUGUGAUCUGUGAUAUACUUCUGUGAAUCACUGAGGCAUUGUGUGUUUGUGUUCUUUGUCCUCAGAACUUUCAAAUAACUUGAGGUGUUUUAUGAUUAAUAGUGAUGUUGUGCUUUUGGACACUGUCCUCAGGCUCCAGCUUUAUGUUUAUAUGUUUUUAUGUUGAUGUGCUAUUGUUUUUAAUUGAUUUUAUUUUAUUUGUAUAUUUAACCUAUUCUUGACUCUGUGGUUCUUGCACUUGUUUGGGGAACAUAAUUUCAUAAUUUUUAUCUACAUUUCUGCCUGAGAAAUGACACCCUGAUAUAGUUCUGUGAUCUGUGAAACAGUUCUGUUAAUCACUGAGGCAUUGUGUGUUUGUGUGUUCUUUUUCUUUAGAAUUUUCAAAUAAACUUGACAUGUUUUAUGAUUAAUAGUGAUGUUGUGCUUGUACUAUUUUGGACACACUGUCCUCAGGCUCCAGCUUUAUGUUGUAUGUUGAUCGUAUUAAAACAAAGAAAACAAUCUGAAGUUGUUGUUUUUAAGUUAUAUAUACCAUGAUUUUUCCGGUCCGGCCCACUUGGGAAUAGAUUUUCCUCCAUGUGGCCCCUGAGCUAAAAUGAGUUUGACACCCUUGGGUUAACUGAAAUGUAUAGAUAUUACUGUUUCAUUUUAAAUGGUUGCAUUCACCAGUUAUACUCUUUGUCCUUAAAUGUAUACAUUUAUAACUUUUGUAUGCUCUCAGGCUGUCUCGUUAGUGGGGAAUCAUUAUUCAAAUGUAAAGGUUUUCCAUUGCCAUGGGGUCUACAUUGUUGGUGGGUGUUGGAGGAGAACUGAUGGGUGUCAAAUAUCAUGUUUCUCCUCCUGGUAUUUAGAGGAGACAGAAUUUAUUCCACCUCUAUGUCGCAUCAUACAUCUUGUAUGUUUUGAUCUACAAUACAUUUAAACUCAUGUUAUACUUACUGAGUAUUUUUUUCUUCUCACUCUCUGUGCUUUAGGUUGUUUAUUUCACUGCCACGUUCCCAUACUUCAUUCUGUUCGUCUUGCUCAUCAAUAAUGUCCAGCUUCCUGGAGCCAAGAAUGGGCUGCUCUACUUCCUGAAGCCUAAGUGGAGCAAGCUGCUUGAAGUUCAGGUCUGACAUACUGUAUUAGAGGAUGAAUGACGAUUAAUGGGCAGUUUCCCAGACACAGAUUAUGCCUAGUCAUGGACUAAAAAUUAUCUCCAUUGAAAAAGCUUUCUAGUCCAGGAUUAGACUUAAUCUGUGCCUAGGAAACUGCCCAGAAGUGUAUUUGUGUUCUUGUUUUACAGUACGAGUUAAAACAUUGUCCAUCUCUCACCUUUUAUCUGCUUACCUCUGCCUUACUGCAGGUUUGGAUUAACGCUGCAGCCCAGGUAUUCAACUCCAUUGGAAUAGGAUUUGGCACCAUGAUCUCCAUGGCCAGUUACAACAAGUUCAACAAUAACAUCCUCAGGUUAGAGAUGCAGUCUCCUGUACCACUUUGUCUUUGCCAUCACAUGAUUUAUAUGCAGAUCCACAGUGUAAUUCUAUAGUUAAAAAAUAAUAACUGCCUCUCAUGGUGACUAAAAGCAGUUAACUGUGUCUUCUCAAUAAGACCCAUCAUGCUUUGUACAUCAAAAGAUCUGUCAAGCCAACACCACUUUGGUACUCAACGAACUGUAUGGGGCCAUAAAACAAACAAGAAACCGCUCAUCCAGAGUCAGCGUUUCUGGUGGGCGGAGACUUUAACGCAGGGAGACUGAAAACUGUUCUACCUCACUUCUACCAACAUGUAUCCUGCGCCACUAGGGGCACUAAAACUGUAGACCACUUUUAUUCUACCGACAGAAAUGCAUACAAGGCCCUCCCUCGUCCUCCCUUCGGCAAAUCUGACCACAAGUCUGUUCUCCUGCUUUCUGUUUACAAACAAAAGCUCAAACAGGAAGUACCAGUGACGCACUCAAUACAGAAGUGGUCCAAUGAAGCAGACACAAGGCUAUAAUACUUUUUUGCUAGUACAGACUGGGAUAUGUUCCUUGAUUCAUCCGAUAGCGUUGAGGAGUUUGCAACAUCAGUCACGGGCUGCAUCAAUAAGUGCAUAGACAACGUCAUCCCCACAGUGACUAUAUGAAUAUAUCCAAACCCCAAAACAUGGAUUACAGGCAAUAUCCAAGAUGAGUGAAAGGCAAGAGCUACUGCUUGCAGGGAACAGGACAUGGACACAUACAAGAAGCCCGCUACGACCUCCAACAAGAAAUCAAACAUGCAAAAGGACAAUAAAGGAGGAAGGUGAAAUCCUAAUACACCGGCUCCAACGCUCGUCGUAUGUGGCAGGGCUUGCAUACGAUAAUGGAAAACCCAGCGAUAAGAUGCCCAGUGAUGCAGAACCCCCAAACAAGUUAAAUGCCUUUUAUACUUGCUUCGAGGAAUACAACACUGAGUCUUGCGUGAAUGCCCCUGUUGUUCCAGAUGAUUGUGUGAUCUCGCUCUCCAUGGUCAAUGUGAGUAAAACUUUGAAUCACUCUCAAGGCCACCGGGCCAGACGGAAUACCAGGGCGUGUUCUGAAAGCACGUGCAGACCAGCUGGCAAGUGGUCCACCAUUGGGGUGCCAAGACAGAGAAGAGCUUGGACUGGGCUGUGACAGCAUGGAAUUCAAAUGAGGAGAUGGAUAGGUGAGUGAGGGAGAAAAAAAUUGAAAAUCUCCACUUAGGAGAAAUUAGCAGCCCUGUUGCACCACCUCGAAGACCAGAUGCUGUCGGACUAUGAGAGAAAACAUAGUCAGAUGAAGAGAGAGCAGCUGGAGUAGCAGUGUUCUCUGGGGUUAUCCAUGUCUCCGUCAGGGCCAAAAAGUCUAGAGACUGAGAUUAACUUGGCGUCCUUGACCGCAGAUCGCCAGUUCCAAAUCCUGCCGGAGACCAGGAAUUCCACAUGGGUUGUGCGCCCAGGGUACACUAAAUUAGAAGGGUUGCAGCCAAGGGGUCUGUAAAGCCUACAGGGAGAGGAGCGAACUGAGAUAGAAAUACACGUUGCCAAAGUUACAAAACACAAAAUUAGAUUAUCUGAAAAUAACUAGGUAAGAUAUUCAAGUGAGAGAGUGGUGUGGAGCCUUCCUCUCUUCCUUCAUCGAAUAACUAGGCAGAACGUCUUUGUUUCACCGACGGUCUUAGUUUUGACAACGACACCACCACUGACACUGAUACCAAAACCACAACAGUCACAAAUUGCCCUGCCCCUUAAUCCUGGUUGAUGUGUCAACAAUCACCUGCAAGUUAUGAGCAGUCAGCAGUUCACACACCAAGUAGGCUACUAGAAAUACAGGCAGCACUUAAAGUAGAUGGCCCUAGCUAGCAAAAAGACAGUACUAGAUAACAACAGAUUAAGACAAAAAUUAUACUUCUUCUGUAUAUAUCAAGAAUCCUCUAGCUAUAGAAUGGUUCUGGUCCCUGAACCGGUUCCAACCCCUGGUCUUAACAGACAAGGUAACCUGGGUAAAUGACUAUCGCCCUGUAGAACUCACAUCUGUAAUUAUGAAGUGCAUUGAAAGGCUGGUCAUGACACACAUCAACACCAUUGUCCCAGACACCCUGGACCCACUCCAAUUUGCAUACUGCCCCAACAGAUCCACAGAUGACGCAAUCUCAAUUGCACUUUACACUGCCCUCUCCCAUUUGGACAAGAGGGGAAAUAACUGUGUGAGACUGCUGUUCAUAGACUGCAGCUCAGCGUUCAACACCAUAGUCCCCUCCAACCCUGGGACUGAACAACUCCCUCUGCAACUAGAUCCUGGACUUCCUGAUGGGCCGGCCCCAGGAGGUGAGGGUAGGCAAAAACACAUCCGCCACCUCAAGGGUGUGUGCUUUGUCCCGACGAUGGUAGGCCUGAUCAACAAUGGCGAUGAGACAGCCUAUAGGGAGGAGGUCAGAGACUUAGCAGUGUGGUGCCAGGACAACAACCUCUCCCUCAACGUCAGUAAGACCAAGGAGGUGAUCGUGGAUUACAGGAGAAAGAGGGGAGAACACAUCCCCAUCCACAUCGACGGGGCUGUAGUGGAGCAGGUCGAGAGCUUCAUGUUCCUUGGCGCACACAUCACUAAGGACUUAACAUGGUUCACAAAUACCCGCACAGUCGUGAAGAGGGCACGAUAGCGCCUCUUCCCCCACAGGAGGCUGAAAAGAAAUGGCAGAGGCCCUCGGAUCCACAAAAAGUUAUACAGCAGCACCCCCGAGAGCAUCUUGACUGGCUGCAUCACCGCUUGGUAUGGCAAAUGCACCGUCCUCUAUCGCAAAGCGCUACAGAGGGUGGUGCGGACAACCCAGUACAUCACUGUGGGCCGAGCUCCCUGCCAUCCAGGACCUCUAUAUCAGGUGGUGUCAGAGGACGGCCCGAAAGAUUGCCAAAGACCCCAGCCACUCAAGUCAUAGACUGUUCACUCUGCUACCGUCCGGCAAACUGUACCGGAGCAUCGGAUCAAGAGACUUCGAGACAGCUUCCAUGCCCAAGCCAUAAGACUGUUAAAUAGCCAUAAGACUGGUAAAUACUUAGUCUAGGUAACCAUUUAAUUAUCUGCACUGACCCUAUCUUGCACUGACUCUACAGUGUAUAUACAGUGAAUUCGGAAAUAAUUCAGACCCCUUGACUUUUUUCACAUUUUAUUACGUUACAGCCUUAUUCUAAAAUGGAUGAAAUUUUGUUUUUUGUCUCAUCAAUCUACACACAAUACCCCAUAAUGACAAAGCAAAAAUAGGUUUUUAGAAUUUUUUGAAAAUGUAUUUUGUUUUAAACGGAAAUAUCACAUUUACAUACAGUACCAGUCAAAAGUUUGGACACACCUAUGCAAUCCGGUUUCCGAGCUGGUCAUGGGUGCACCUCAGCCACGCUCAAGGUCCUAAACUAUAUUAUAACCGUGAUCGAUAAAAGACAGUACUGCGCAGCCGUGUUCAUCGACCUGGCCAAGGCUUUCGACUCUGUCAACCACCGCAUUCUUAUUGGCAGACUAAAUAGCCUUGGUUUCUCAAAUGACUGCCUCGCCUGGUUCACCAACUACUUCUCAGAUAGAGUUCAAUGUGUCAAAUCGGAGGACCUGUUGUCUGGACCUCUGGCAGUCUCUAUGGGGGUGCCACAGGGUUAAAUUCUCGGGCCGACUCUAUUCUCGGUGUAUAUCAAUGAUGUUGCUCUUGGUGACGCUUGGAUCCACCUCUAUGCGGACGACACCAUUUUGUAUACAUCUGGCCCUUCAUUGAACACUGUGUUAACAAACCUCCAAACAAGCUUCAACGCCAUACAACACUCCUUCCGUAGCCUCCAACUGCUCUUAAACACUAGUAAAACUAAAUGCAUGCUUUUCAACCGAACGCUGCUUGCACCCGCCCACCCGACUAGAAUCACUACUCUCGGCGGGUCUGACCUAGAGUAUAUGGACAACUACAAAUACCUAAGUGUCUGGUUAGACUGUAAACUCUCCUUCCAGACUCACAUUAAGCAUCGCCAAUCAAAAGUUAGAUCUAGAAUCGGCUUCCUAUUUCGAAACAAAGCCUCCUUCACUCAUGCUGCCAAACAUGCCCUCGUAAAACUGACUAUCCUACCGAUCCUUGACUUCGGCGAUGUCAUUUACAAAAUAGCCUCCAACACUCUACUCAGCAAAUUGAAUGUAGUCUAUCACAGUGCCAUCCGUUUAGUCACCAAAGCCCCAUAUACUACCCACCAUUGUGACCUGUACGCUCUUGUUGGCUGGCCCUCACUACAUAUUCGUCGCCAAACCCACUAGCUCCAGGUCAUCUAUAAAUCACUGCUAGGCAAAUCCCCGUCUUAUCUUAGCUCACUGGUCACCAUAGCAACACCCACCCGUAGUCUGCGCUCCAGCAGGUAUAUCUCACUGGUCAUCCCCAAAGCCAACACCUCCUUUGGCCGCCAUUCCUUCCAGUUCUCUGCUGCCAAUGACUGGAACGAACUGCAAAAAUCUCUGAAGCUGGAGACUCUUAUCUCCCUCACUAACUUUAGGCGUCAGUUGUCAGAGCAGCUUACCGAUCACUGCACCUGUACACAGCCCAUCUGAAAUUAGCCCAUCCAACUUCCUCAUCCCCAUAUUGUUAUUUAUUUUGCUAACUUGCACCCCAGUAUCUCUAUUUGCACAUCAUCUUUUGCACAUCUAUCAUUCCAUUGUUAAUAUGAAAUUGUAACUAUUUUGCACUAUGGCCUAUUUAUUGCCUUACCUCCAUAAUUUACUACAUUCGCACACACUGUAUAUAUAUUUUCUGUUGUAUUUUUUACUUUAUGUUUUGUUUACCCCAUAUGUAACUCUGUGUUGUUGUUUUUAUCGCACUGCUUUGCUUUAUCUUGGCCAGGUCGCAGUUGUAAAUGAGAACUUGUUCUCAACUGGCUUACCUGGUUAAAUAAAGGUGAAAUAAAAUAAAAAAACACCUACUCAUUCCACGGUUUUUCUUAAUUUUUACUAUUUUAUAUGAAAAAACACAUGGAAUCAUGUAGUAACCAAAAAAGUGUUAAACAAAUCAAAAUAUAUAUUUUAUAUUUGAGAUUCUUCUAAGUAGCCACCCUUUCCCUUGAUGACAGCUUUGCACACUCUUGGCAUUCUCUCAACCAGCUUCAUGAGGUAGUCACCAGGAAUGCAUUUCAGUUAACAGGUGUGCCUUGUGGAAUUUAUUUUCUUCUUAAUGCGUUUGAGCCAAUCAGUUGUGUUGUGACAAGGUAGGGGGGGGCGGUAUACAGAAGAUGGCCCUAUUUGGUAAAAUACCAAGUCCAUAUUAUGGCAAGAACAGCUCAAACGAGCAAAGAGAAACGACAGUCCACCGUUACUUUAAGACAUGAAGGUCAGUCAAUCCGUAAAAUAUCAAGAACUUUGAAAGUUUCUUUUAAAGUGCAGUCACAAAAACCAUCAAGUAUUAUGAUGAAACUGGCUCUCAUGAGGACCGCCACAGGAAAGGAAGACCCAGAGUUACCUCUGCUGCAGAGGAUAAUUCCACAGAGUUAACAGCCUCAUUUUACCAAAUAGGGCCAUCUUCUGUAUACCGCCCCCCCCCCCCCCCCCAAAAAAAAACAUCAACUGUUCAGAGGAGACUGCAUGAAUCAGGACUUCAUGGUCGAAUUGCUUCAAAGAAACCACUACUAAAGGACACCAAUAAGAAGAAGAGACUUGCUUGGGCCAAGAAACACAAGCAAUGGACAUUAGACCGGUGGAUGCAGAGUAGCUGAAUGGAUGAUCUCUGCAUGUGUAGUUCCCACUGUGAAGCAUGGAGGAGGAGGUGUGAUGGUGUGGGGGUGCUUUGCUGUUGACACUGUCUGUGAUUUAUUUAGAAUUCAAGGCACACUUAACCAGCAUGUCUACCACAGCAUUCUGCAGCGAUACGCCAUCCCAUCUGUUUUGCGCUGAGUGGGACUAUCAUUUGUUUUUCAACAGGACAAUGACCCAACACACACCUCCAGGCUGUGUAAGGGGUAUUUUACCAAGAGUGAUGGAGUGCUACAUCAUAUGACCUGGCCUCCACAAUCACCCGACCUCAACCCAAUUGAAAGGGUUUGGGAUAAAUUGCAGAGUGAAGGAAAAGCAGCCAACAAGCGCUCAGCAUAUGUGGGAACUCCUUCAAGACUGUUGGAAAAGCAUUCCAAGUGAAGCUGGUUGAGAGAAUGCCAAGAGUGUGCAAAGCUGUCAUCAAGGGAAAGGGUGGCUACUUUGAAGAAUCUAAAAUCUAAAAUCUAUUUUGAUUUGUUUAACACUUUUUUGGUUACCACAUGUUUCCAUAUGUGUUAUUUCAUAGUUUUGAUGUCUUCACUAUUAUUCUACAAUAUAGAAAAUAGUAAAAAUAAAGAAAAACCCUUGAAUGAGUAGGUGAAUCCAAACAUAUGACUGGUACUGUAAUUAUUCAGACCUUUUAACUCAGUACUUUGUUAAAUGUUCAGUCUCUGGAUGGGCCACUCAAGGACAUUCAGAGACUUGUCCCAAAGACACUCCUGCGUUGUCUUGGAUGUGUGCUUAGGGCCGUCUGAGGUCCUGAGUGUUCUGGAGCAGAUUUUCAUCAAGGAUCUCUCUGUACUUUGCUCUGUUCAUCUUUCCCUCGAUCCUGACUAGUCUCCAAGUCCCUGCCGCUGAAAAACAUCCCCACAGCAUGAUGCUGCCACCACUAUGCUUCACUGUAGGGAUGGUGCCAGGUUUCCUUCAGACAUGACCCUCGGCAUUCAGGCCAAAUAGUUAAAUCUUGGUUUCACCAGACCAGAGAAUCGUGUUUCUCAGGGUCUAAGAGUCCUUUAGGUGCUUUUUGCAAACUCCAAGCGAGCUGUCAUGUGCCUUUAACUGAGGAGUGGCUUCCGUCUGGCCACUCUACCAUAAAGGCCUAUUUGGUAGAGUGCUGCAGAGAUGGUUAUCCUUCUGGAAGGUUCUCCCAUCUCCACAGAGGAACUCUGGAGCUCUGUCAGAGUGACCAUUGGGUUCUUGGUCACCUCCCUGACCAAGGCCGUUCUCCCCCGAUUGCUCAGUUUGGCCGGGCGGCCAGCUCUAGGAAGAGUCUUGGUGGUUCCAAACAUCUUCCAUUUAAGAUUGAUGGAGUCCACUGUGUUAUUGGACCUUCAAUGCUGCAGAAAUGUUUUGGUACCCUUCCCCGGAUCUGUGCCUCGACACAAUCCUGUCUCGGAGCUCUACGGACAAUUCCUUCGACCUCCAUGGCUUGGUUUUUGCUCUGACAUGUACUGUCAACUGUGGGACCUUAUAUAGACAGAUGUGUGCCUUUUCAAAAUCUUGUCCGAUCAAUUGAAUUUACCACAGGUAGACUCCAAUCAGGUUGUAGAAACAUCUCAAGGAUGAUCAAUGGAAGCAGGAUGCACCUGAGCUCAAUUUCGAGUCUCAUAGCAAAGGGUCUGAAUACUUAUGUAAAUAAGGUAUUUCUGUUUUUUACUUUUAAUACAUUUUCAAAAAUGUAAAAACCUGUUUUCGCUUUGUCAUUAUGGGGUAUUGUGUGUAGAUUGAUGAGUAAAACAAUUAUAUAAUAUAUUUUAGAAUAAGGCUGUAAUGUAACAAAAUGUGGAAAAAGUCAAGGGGUCUGAAUACUUUCCUAAUGCACUGUACACACUAUAUAAACACUCACUCACACACACUUCACUGCCACUCUCACUCAAAACCCACCCACAUUCACAUUCACAUACACUACAUACACACACCUUUACACUCACCAUAUGCUGCUGCUUCUCUGUUCUUUAUUUGACUCUUAUUAUUUUCUAUCCUGAUGCCUAGUCACUUUACCCUGUCUUCAUGUACAUAUCUACCUCAAAUACCUCGUACCCCUGCACAUUGAUCUGGUACAGGUACUCUCUGUAUAUACUGUAGCUCCAUUAAUGUGUAUUUUAUUCCUCUUUUGUUUCUAUUUCUCUUUUUAUUAUAAUUUUUUUACUCUGCAUCGUUGAGAAGGGCUCGUAAGAAAGCAUUUCACAGUAAAGUCUACAGCCAUUGAAUUAGGCGCGUGUGACAAAUAAAAUAUGAUUUGAUUUGACUGUCCUUCAAUCCAAAUGGCUAGUUUUGUUCUCCUUAGUGAUCCACUUGACCAUGAGAAAUCCCAUCAUCAGUCUGUGUUUGUUUUCUGUUCCUCCCCUAGGGACACGUUGAUUGUCUCCUUAGCUAACUCCGCCACCAGUAUCCUGGCUGGCGUUGUGAUAUUUUCAGCCAUUGGCUACAUGGCUCAUAUCCACAACCUCUCAGUAGACAACAUCGCCACAGAUGGUAAGUACUUCCUGUUCAAGUGGGACUUCUUUGAUGUUGGUCAUCCAUCUGUUUAAAUGCCUGUUUAAUUUCCAGAGUGGCUAUUUCAUGUUUGGAUGGGUUAUUGUCUCCUAAAACUUCCUCUCAUGGUCCAGGAGAUCAUGAUUCUUCACAUCCUUUUAACCACUAAGUUUGUUAAUACCUUGAAGAGUGUUAAUUUGUCAUAGUCAGUAGGUAUUGGUAACGUGCCAUAGUAAUACCACCACCAAAUAACUUCACCAUUGACAGAUGGAUGUUUAGUGCAGUAUGUGUAGUGGGUAUAUAGGGAAGUAUGUCAAACAUGACCCAUAUAUUCUUGGGAAUAACUCUUGGGAAUAAUACCCAUAAAAGUCCAAAUGAGUUCAGAAGCAUCACCUUCCUCAUUUAAUUAGUUCCUGGAAAACGUACAAGGGCACAGAGUAGAAUACAAAGGAAUUCAUUCACAAGGAUGCACUUCUCUCUGGGGUGCUAGUGUGGAAAACUACAGCGUUUGGAGGGAGUGUUUUUGUAGAGGCAGACAGUGUCCUCCCUACCUGGCAGGCAGGCCGGCGGCAGGGAGGCAGGUGGAGCUCAGAGGGCUGGGCCAGGCUGCAUCACACUGGUUUGAGUCCCAGUAAUCUCUCCUUUCUCCUGAAGUGUGCACUUGUUCACUUCCCUUCAUGGAUUUGAAUGGAAAUGACUUGUACAUAGAAAACUCCAUUUAGCCCAUGUCUACACCAAUCUAAUGCUUUUAAAUGUUUGUGGAGUAGUGAAUGAGUGCACACUUCAGGAAGAAGGAGAGAUUAUUUUGUGUGUCACCAGGGCUUCCAAAGUGUCACCAGGGCUUCCAAAGUAGUUUCUGUCAUGACCCGUGUAAAGACAUUUGUAUCAACAGAACAGUAUUUAUAGCCUCAGUCCUAUCCUAAGCUGUGACCCAAUAGGAAUUUCCCAUACUACAAUUUGGGAAACGGGAUUUGGUGAGGCUCUAAAAUACACACAGAUAAUUUUGGAAAUAUGAAAAAAAAUCUAUAUACAUUUAUAAAGGAUGCAUUAGUCACUGCUGACUUGUGGAGUGGGUUGUUCGUCCCCCAGUAAAUUGAGAACAAGAAGCGGUCAAGAAAUUAACAUUUUUAAAAUGAACCCUUUCUAUUUCGCUCUCUCGCUCUCGCUCUCUCUGCUAUCAUUUAACAGGUGAACAGUGUGACUUACAUUUACAUUUUAGUCAUUUAGCAGACGCUCUUAUCCAGAGCGACUUACAGUUAGUGCAUACAUUACAAAUAUUUUUUUUCUCAUACCCCCCGUGGGACUUAUUUGACUUAUGUGAAAAGAGGCAUCAAUAGUGACUGUUAUCCCCCCCCCCCCUCCCUCUUCUCUCAGACAGAAUACCAUAACUACUGUACUGGUUAUAGGGAUAGACAAUGGAUUAAGAGAUGAAAGUGCUCGCUCUUUCUCACCACAAGUGUUUAUUACUGGCUCAAUAUUAUGGAUUAUCAAGUAGUUAUUUCAUGAAUGAGAGUGUCAUUGUCGAUGAAUAACCAGGACAGAAAAUACCCAGCAAACCGGGAACAUUAGCUAAGAUUCCCAUUAAUGUUCUGGGAAACUUUCACAGAACCUACUUUGGUUUGUUGGGUAGUAACUAAGUAAAUAACCACUAAGUCUUUCUAAUCAUAGACAGUAGGACAAGAUGGUGCCCUGAAUAGUGGAUGUCUACCUACCACUUGGACGUCUACCUCUAGGAUUUUGUUCAAAAAUAAUACUGUAUUAUAUCUGAAAUGAAAGGUGAAUUAAACUUGGAUGAGCUUGAGGUGAACUGUAGGUGUAACAGCAAACGUUUCCAUUGUUCACACAGUGUAUUAGGACCUUUUUGUAGAAAGUAAAUUUGGGGUUAGCCAUUGUGCCUGCUGGACUCUGCUGAUAAGCACCUGCUCAGGCUUGGAUCAGUCCCAAAUUUUUUAUUUUUUUUUCACCUUUAUUUAACCAGGUAAGCCAGUUGAGAACAGGUUCUCAUUUACAACUGCGACCUGGCCAAGAUAAAGCAAAGUAGUGCAAUAAAAACAACACAGAGUUACAUAUGGGGUAAAAAAAACAUAAAGUCAGAAAUACAACAGAAAAUAUAUAUACAGUGUGUGCAAAUGUAGCAAGUUAUGGAGGUAAGGCAAUAAAUAGGCUAUAGUGCAGAAUAAUUACAAUAGUAUUAACACUGGAAUGCUAGAUGUGCAAGAGAUUAUGUGCAAAUAGAGAUACUGGGGUGCAAAAGAGCAAAUUAAAUAACAAUAUAGGGAUGAGGUAGUUGGGUGGGCUAAUUUCAGAUGGGCUGUGUAAAGGUGCAGUGAUCGGUAAGGUGCUCUGACAACUGAUGCUUAAAGUUAUUGGGGGAGAUAAGAGUCUCCAGCUUCAGAGAUUUUUGCAAUUCGUUCCAGUCAUUGGCAGCAGAGAACUGGAAGGAAUGGCGGCCAAAGGAGGUGUUGGCUUUGGGAAUGACCAGUGAGAUAUACCUGCUGGAGCGCAGACUGCGGGUGGGUGCUGCUAUGGUGACCAAUGAGCUAAGAUAAGGCGGGGAUUUGCCUAGCAGUGAUUUAUAGAUGGCCUGGAGCCAGUGGGUUUGACGACGAACAUGUAGUGAGGACCAGCCAACAAGAGCGUACAGGUCACAGUGGUGGGUAGUGUAUGGGGCUUUGGAGACAAAACGGAUGGCACUGUGAUAGACUACAUCCAAUUUGCUGAGUAGAGUGUUGGAGGCUAUUUUGUAAAUGACAUCGCCGAAGUCAAGGAUCGGUAGGAUAGUCAAUUUUACGAGGGCAUGUUUGGCAGCAUGAGCGAAGGAGGCUUUGUUGCGAAAUAGGAAGCCGAUUCUAGAUUUAACUUUGGAUUGGAGAUUCUUUAUGUGAGUCUGGAAGUUGAGUUUACAGUCUAACCAGACACCUAGAUAUUUGUAGUUGUCCACAUACUCUAGGUCAGACCCGUCGAGAGUGGUGAUUCUAGUCGGGUGGGCGGGUGCUAGCAGCGUUCGAUUGAAAAGCAUGCAUUUAGUUUUACUAGUGUUUAAGAGCAGUUGAAGGCUACUGAAGGAUUGUUGUAUGGCAUUGAAGCUCGUUUGGAGGUUUGUUAACACAGUGUCCAAUGAAGGGCCAGAUGUAUACAAAAUGGUGUCGUCUGCGUAGAGGUGGAUCUGAGAGUCACCAGCAGCAAGAGCGACAUCAUUGAUAUACACGGAGAAAAGUGUCGGCCCAAGAAUUGAACCCUGUGGCACCCCCAUAGAGACUGCCAUAGGUCCAGACAACAGGCCCUCCGAUUUGACACACUGAACUCUAUCUGAGAAGUAGUUGGUGAACCAGGCGAGGCAGUCAUUUGAGAAACCAAGGCUAUUUAGUCUGCCAAUAAGAAUGCGGUGGUUGACAGAGUCGAAAGCCUUGGCCAGGUCGAUGAAGACGGCUGCACAGUACUGUCUAUUAUCAAUCGCGGUUAUAAUAUCGUUUAGGACCUUGAGCGUGGCUGAAGUGCACCCGUGACCAGCUCGGAAACCGGAUUGCAUAGCGGAGAAGGUACGGUGGUAUUCGAAAUGGUCGAUGAUCUGUUUGUUAACUUGGCUUUCGAAUACUUUCGAAAGGCAGGGCAGGAUGGAUAUAGGUCUGUAGCAGUUUGGAUCUAGAGUGUCACCCCCUUUGAAGAGGGGGAUGACCGCGGCAGCUUUCCAAUCUCUGGGGAUCUCAGACGUUAUGAAAGAGAGGUUGAACAGACUAGUAAUAGGGGUUGCGACAAUUUCGGCGGCUAGUUUUAGGAAGAAAGGGUCCAGAUUGUCUAGCCCAGCUGAUUUGUAGGGGUCCAGAUUUUGCAGCGCUUUCAAAACAUCAGCUGUCUGAAUUUGUGUGAAGGAGAAGCGGGGGGGGCAUGGGCAAAUUGCAGCAGAGGGUGCAGAGUUGGUGGCCGGGUUAGUGGUAGCCAGAUGGAAAGCAUGGCCAGCUGUAGCAAAAUGCUUGUUGAAAUUCUCGAUUAUUGUAGAUUUAUCGGUGGUGAUAGUGUUUCCUAGCCUCAGUGCAGUGGGCAGCUGGGAGGAAGUGCUCUUAUUCUCCAUGGACUUUACAGUGUCCCAAAACUUUUUGGAGUUAGUGCUACAGGAUGCAAAUUUCUGUUUGAAAAAGUUAGCCUUUGCUUUCCUGACUGCUUGUGUAUAUUGGUUCCUAACUUCCCUGAAAAGUUGCAUAUCGCGGGGGCUAUUUGAUGCUAAUGCUGUACGCCACAGGAUGUUUUUGUGCUGGUCAAGGGCAGUCAAGUCUGAGGAGAACCAGGGGCUAUAUCGGUUCUUAGUUCUGUAUUUUUUGAAUGGGGCAUGUUUAUUUAAGAUUGAGAGGAAAUUACUUUUAAGGAACAACCAGGCAUCCUCUACUGACGGAAUGAGAUCUAUAUCCAUCCAGGAUACCUGGGCCAGGUCAAUUAGGAAGGCCUCCUCGCUAAAGUGUUUUAGGGAGCGUUUGACAGUGAUGAGGGGUGGUCGUUUGACCGCGGACCCGUUACGGACGCAGGCAAUAAGGCAGUGAUCGCUGAGAUCCUGGUUGAAGACAGCUGAGGUGUAUUUAGAGGGUAUAUUAGUCAGGAUGAUAUCUAUGAGGGUACCCAUGUUUAAGGAUUUAGGGUUGUACCUGGUAGGUUCGUUGAUAAUUUGCGUGAGGUUGAGGGCAUCUAGCUUGGAUUGUAGGAUGGCUGGGGUAUUAAGCAUGUCCCAAUUUAGGUCACCAAGCAGUACAAACUCAGAGGAUAAAUGGGGGGCAAUCAAUUCACAUAUGGUGUCCAGGGCACAGCUGGGGGCUGAGGGGGGUCUGUAGCAAGCGGCAACAGUGAGAGACUUAUUUCUGGAAAGGUGGAUUUUUAGAAGUAGAAGCUCAAACUGUUUGGGCACAGACCUGGAUAGUAUGAUAGAGCUCUGCAGGCUAUCUCUACAGUAGAUUGCAACUCCACCCCCUUUGGCAGUUCUAUCUAGACGGAAAAUGUUAUAGUUGGGGAUGGAAAUUUCAGAAUUUUUGGUGGCCUUCCUGAGCCAGGAUUCAGACACUGCUAGAACAUCAGGGUUGGCAGAGUGUGCUAACGCAGUGAAUAACUCAAACUUAGGAAGUAGACUUCUGAUAUUUAUGUGCAAGAAACCAAGACUUUUGCGAUUACAGAAGUCAACAAAUGAUAGCUCCUGGGGAGUAGGAGUGAUACUGGGGGCUACAGGGCCUGGGUUAGCCUCUACAUCACCAGAGGAACAGAGGAGGACUAGAAUAAGGAUACGGCUAAAGGCUUUAAGAACUGGUCUUCUAGUGCGUUGGGUACAAAGAAUAAAGGGGGCAGAUUUCCGGGUGUUAUAGAAAAGAUUCAGGGCAUUAUGAACAGACAAGGAUAUGGAAGGAUAUGAGUAAAGUGGAGGUAAACCUAAGCGUUGGGUGACACUGAAAGAGAUAGUAUCUCUAGAGGCAUCAAUUGAGUCGGUCUCUGAAUGUAUGGGUGGAGGGACAAAGGAGCUAACCAAGGCAGGUUUAGCUAGGCUGGGGGGUCUACAGUGAUAUAGUACAAUUAGAAAUAACCUAAACAACAAUAAACUAACCAUGUUUGGGCUGAGGCUAAACAUAAACAGGAUGUAGUACCGUAAAAAGGAACAGUCCAGCAGAUAUCAGCUGUAUAGCUGAGUUAUCGUAAGGUCCGGUGGUGAAGUGCUAGUGAGUAAGAGGCCACGGCUAGCGUGUGCUACGUCCGUUUUGUUGUAGCCAGCUGGUAGCGAUGAAUCUGGAGUUAAAGGUCCAGUCUUGGAUAAAUAUGGUCUUGGAUACCGCUGACUCACUGCUGACUAAAUGUUUUGACACCCACUGACCUCUGGUGACUUCAGAAGUGUUCACAGUGUUCAGUUGUCUGCGAGUGAAUCAUUUAUUGUGGAAGAUGACUUAUGAUGAAUGAUUAGAUCGUUUUUUCCCCCAUUCCAAGCAUGACACUUCCUCAGGUAAUUGUGAAUGGAAUGAAACCGACCCAGAUAUCUUUAUAACAUCACCAUUGCUAUCAUCUUACUGUAUGCCACAAUUUUUCCUUAAUGUAACAUGUUUUUUGUUAGGUCAUAAUACUGAUGAGUUUAACCGCAUGAAUUAUUGAAGUCUUUUGAGGGUGGGUAAGGUGUCCCGCGUACCUUGUUUUGUUAUUGAACGCUUUGAUUUCCUAGUGUCGGAUGAGAUAACCACUGGUUAAUCUGUGCCUGGGAAACCGGUUCAUUAAUACAAUGUUUCCAAUUUGGCAUCUUUGGCCUUGUCAACUUCUAAACCAGUGACUUCACCAGUGCUAAUGUUGUGGGUGUUUUCUUACCCUUCUUGUUUGACACCCUAUGGUGCAUGUGUGUUUGUGUGCCACAGGUCCUGGGUUGGUGUUUGUGGUGUAUCCAGAGGUCUUCUCCACUAUGCCUCUGCCCCAGUUGUGGGCUCCUCUGUUCUUCUUAAUGCUUCUCUGCCUGGGACUGGACAGUCAGGUUAGACAUGCACGCACACACACACACACACACACACACACGCUUGUGGUUAUGGUAUGAAGCCGAUAAUGAAAAGAAGAAGCCACUCUCUCAUACUUAAUUAUAGUUUUCAGUGCACAUGUUUUUCCCAUAUCAGUGCAUACAGUGUAACGAUAAUAUACCCACUAAAUAACAUGUUUCUGUCAUAGUCGUCGUGUUUUUCUUUAGUCGUCAUGUAAUCUAUUUUCAGAGACCACUUUUGGUAAAAAACAGACAUUGUAGGUCAUACAACAAUUACAAUACCUUUUAAUAUUUAUUUAGAUUGAUUACAUUUGACAUUUACAUUUGAGUCAUUUAGCAGACGCUCUUAUCCAGAGCAUUUAGGGUCAAAUGCCUUGCUCAAGGGCACAACAACAGAUUGUUCACCUAGUUGGCUCUUGGAUUUGAACCAGCGUCCUUUCGGUUACUGAACCAACACUCUUAACUGCUAGGCUGACAGAUGAGGGAAGAGAGGAAGCAGGGCCGCCGGCAAACGUGUGGCGAGCAGGCAUUUGCCCAACCACUUUUGAUUUGGUUUAAUACACUUUUUUUGGAUGUAAAAGUGUUGAGAACAGGGACAAAGUAGGCCUACUGUUUUUUUUUUUUUGACUGACUUGCCUCAUAAUUUGUCAACUUGAGCACAAUUAGUAGUCUGUCCUUCUCAUCAGAGUGCUGCAGGUUGUGUGUGUGUGUGUGUGUCUUGACCAAUAAGAUUCACAGAAAUCACAGGUUGGACAUGGCGCACGUCUAUAGAAAGCAGAGCUCGCUACUCCACAUUCCUCCGGUAUUAUUUUAGCAAACAGGAAAAUAACUCACUCCCGACAUACACAAGCUAAAACUUUUUACAGAAGUGUUGUAGCAGCCUACACGUAAACAUUAGCAAUCGGUUUGACCAACUGUAGCCUACCUAUGCGCCCUGUCCCAUCUGGCCAGGGGAAACAAAGUGGUAAUGUUAUGUAUUUAUAGUGUAAAAAUUUGUUUUAUAUUCAAACUUUGGUUGGCUAGGCCAUUUUUAAUACAAAAUUAUUGACUGGAAUUAUUCAAAUCAACAAAUAGUGAUGACAUAGGUAGACUGUGUUAAUGAACUUUAUGCAAAUCCUCCGAUAUAUCGCGGCGUGAGUGACCAAUCGAAGUUCACCAUACCUUCCAGCUCCUACUGGAUUGGUUGACAAUUGCUGUUGAUACCUAGCACUACCUAGCCUUCUUGCUAGGUGAAUACCGCUUGUAAAGUAAAUCCCCCCCUUGUGAGAGCAAUAAAAUCAGGUGGCUCACACUCUCCACGCCCUAACCAAAAGUUACGCUUCCAGUGUAGCAGGUAAAGGAAACAGACCGCUUUUGCGACGCCCCAGUGUAGAUAUGUUAGGCUACUGGAAUUUUUUGCAGUUUGGUUGUUUUCAGUUUUUUUUAAAUCCCUUGCCUAAUGGAACAAACACAGAGCAGGCUCAACUUUUCCGACUGCCAUAAAUGCCAUAAAUUGUCAGUCUUUCACUUAAACAAUGGGGGUGAAUGAGAAAGAUCCGUUUUAGGAUAGGCCUAGUGGAAUUCCUUACAGUUUUGUUGUUUUCAUAAAAAUAAAUCACCUGGGGCAACUUUAGAGCAGGCUCAACUGCCCGACUGCUCAGUUAAUUUUCUCCAGGCAUAGGGAAAACCUGAAGGUCCCUGCUACAUCUAGGUUCCAGAGUUUUACAUGCAGGUUAGGGCUGUUGCGGUGACCGUAUUACCGCCACACCGGUGGUCACGAGUCAUAAAGGCAGUCAGAUUCCACGUGACCGUUUAGUCACGGUAAUUAGGCUUCUCCAAGCUCUGAUGCUGCUGAUGGUCAUUAGUAGCCUACCAAACUUGCUAACUGCCUGGUACUCAGCACUAUAUUGUCCCUCUAAUCAUUCUGACAUCAAUGCAAAUGCCUUCGAAAAUCUAAUCAAACACUUCAUGUGAGCUCAUUUUGCGCAACAUUUCAAUAGGCUAUGCAAUUGCACGAGAAAACCGAGUGAUGUCCUCUACUAAAAAGAGGAGGAUCCCAUCAGCUUUCUAUAGGCUAGGCCUACUAUUUAUUUCUCAACUUUCCUAAUAUUAAGCACAUUGCUUAUAUUUACAACAGGAGGAUAGCCUACCUGGCUGGCAUGAAAAUAAACCACGGGGAAAAGCAUUCUCCAUUCGCUAUUUAAGUGCAUAGAUGACAUGUAUUUUUUCCCGCUGCCCCUGUUUCGAUACAGGUGCAUGAUAAUGGUCCAUUCUAAAUAAAAACAAAUUUAAUACAUAUAUUAUUUAGUAUAUGUAAAGACAAGAUUAAAUCAAGAAUAGUCUGAUGGGUGACAAUAUUAGCCUAUCACUUGUGAAUGAUAAUAUAUCAUUCACAAGUGAUAAUAUAUCAUUCACAAGUGAUAAUAUAUCACUUGUGAAUGAUGCCCAGCAUAAGAAACAAUGUCUUUUUUUUGUGUGACCUUUUUCGAAUCAUAGUCACACACCUCCGUCAUUGUAAAUAAGAAUUUGUUCUUAACUGACUUGCCUAGUUAAAUAAAGGUUAAAUAAAAAAAAUACAAAUACAUGUAGCCUAGCCGAUAGGCCUAUAUGUUUUAAUAAGGAUUGUAUCACAACUAAAGUGGCCAAAUAACUUCUUAAAAUUAAGCACAUUCAUCCGCUUUACAAGGGGUGUAGAGCCUAACUGGCAUACAUAAGCAGCGUGUGAGUUUCAUGUUUGGGAAAGAUAAUUUUCACCAUAAAAAUGAACCUUGAUAAUAAAAGCAUUACAUGCAUAAUUGCAUUUGCAGUCACUUUUGAUAAUGGUGUUUUCCACUAUUGGAACAUUCGCGCUUAUAGCCUACUACCAUGUGCGCAUUGCUGCGCUUAUAAUGUAAAGAAAUAGCCUAAUAGUUUAUCAACAUUUUAAGCUAAACGUUCUGAUCUGUUGUGUCAGCCACAUUCCAAACAUGUUUUUGGGGAUGCUAGAGGUUGUAUUAAUUUGUAUUAAUUUGGGAUCUAUCGCAUCCCACAACAUGUUGGAAUAUUUAUUUCUCGCACAGAUUAGAAGAGGUCGACUUUUGUACUAUGGGGGAUAGUAGAUUGACAUAGGCUAGUGCGUUUGCUGUUCGUUAGGCCUCCUCAUCUUGUUGGCUGAUGAAAAGUAAAUGUGGACAGUUCUUCCAAUAUCUUCAAUAUGCACCUCGGAAUUGGAUAAGGACGCGCGCAGUUGCGUCCCGAUGUGUCUGUCUUCACUUAUAGCCUGUGAGAAAGACCCGAUCAUGUGAUGGAGCGCGCAGCACUCAGAGAGAAGGGCACAACGGCCACUGGCAGCAAAAGGCAUGGAUGUUUUUAGGGUGCAUUACGGCCACAGAAAGGGGAUGCCGCCGUGAAAUUCUAGGCAUUAUCAAGUGCUUGUCAAAUUGGGAAUGAGAGACUGAGUGUGUACAGCCUGCGCAAAAAAUAAAGCAGAGCUCAUGCAUUUCAAGUGACUUUUUUCUAAUCAUCAUUAGAGUCGCAUCAUGCAACCUUACAAUGUAUUAAAAAUCAAAACAUAUAUCCCAACGUUUGUAGAACAACUAAAGUUACAUUAAUUACUCUAAAUUAAGCAUAUAGGAGUACAUAUUUAUUUGUUAACAGCUCAACACAGAAUAACCGCAUGUGCGGCAUUCCCUCAAAUCGUUAGGAGAAAAUGUCCUUUCUAUUUUAUUCAGAUAUGUUUAAUUGUAUUCUUAAUACUAUAAAAUAAUGCCACGGAAUUCUAAGCAAAUCUUGUCUGCUAAAUGAACUAGUGUAGCCCAAAGCCAUUUGACAUAGCCAGAUCAGGAUCUAACAUAAGGACAACUCAGAGUAUGCUAUUCUGUUCUUCUGAAAUAGACUACAUUUUCUUCAUAUUAUGCUUCUUUAGACUUGUCUAAAAUAAAUAAUGGAUUUAUUGUGAUGGUGUAGGCUAUAUUACAUGGAUUUAUUAUACUUUUUUUAAUGUAGAUGUUCCAAAGGUCUGCAUCAGUGGCUUGUAGGCUAUGUGUGGAAGCCAGGACAUGCUAAAUGUGUUUGUUAAUUAACGGUCUAUUACUGUGAGACCGACAGUUAUUUGCUGCAGGUAACCAUCAGUAGAGAAAAAAACUGACCAGGGAAUUGAAACCUGACCUCGGGUGUAUUUCACAGUUGUCAGUGUUACCACUAAACCAAACUCUGACACAGGCUAUGUUUGUGCAUUUUAUUGUUUUAUUUGUUUAUCAUAGAAUACACAGGAAGCAAUUCUUCCUCAAAGCUAAAGGGUUAGUGAGUUCAAAGUGUUGAAAUCACAUAACAAUACCAGAGAUAUCAAUGGAUAUUUGCUGUUUUUACAUUACACUACCCAAAAACAGGCGCCUGUCUCAAACCUAGAUCGGUGUAAAUUUACGCUGUACUGUACUGUGCCCUACAGUUUGCCAUGGUGGAGGUGGCGGUGACGUCCAUAAUGGACGGCUGUGGCCCCAAGGUGCUGCGUGUCCUGAAGAGACAGGAGAUCAUCGUUCUGGCUGUCUGUGUUAUCGGCUUUCUUCUAGGCAUUCCUCACAUCACUAAGGUAAGGUGAUCCUGUCAGAUAUUAUUACUAUCCUUUGGGUAACGCCCCUUCUAUCUCUCUAUCUCUGACUUAGACAGCAUACUCAUGUUUUGACCUGUUUUAUUUUGGUUUCUGUCAGUAGACGACUAAGACACAUACAGCCAGUAAGCAGUGCAUGGUUGACCAGCUGAUUCUCUGUCUUGUGGAGUGGGUUGCUUUUUCCCCAGUAAAUUGAGAACAAGAUGCCGUCAGGAAAUUAACCUUUUAAAAUUAAACCUCACUCUCACUCUCUCUCACACACACAUACACACACACAGGGGGGCAUGUAUGUGUUCCAGCUGAUGGACCACUACACUGCUGUGGUGUCUCUCAUGUUCCUGGCCUUCUUUGAGGUCCUCGCUGUCUGCUGGGUUUUUGGUAACACUCUAAUCUACCCUUUAUGAUGAACUUUAACAGCCUGAAAAUUACUUGGUUCUUACAGGAAUUGAUUACAUAUAACAUCCUAAUUAUGUUGUGUAUUUACACAAGGAAUAAAACCCACUUUGCUCUAUAGAUAGUAUGUAUGUAUGUCUCGGAGUAAAUGUAAGUAUUUAAUACAAUGUGUUAUUGCAGGACUGCGGCGGAUGACCAUCAUGGUCAAGAGGAUGUUGGGAAAGGCUCCCAACAUCUAUUUCUGCUCCUGCUGGAUGUUCUUCUCCCCUGUGCUGGUCCUGGUGAGUGCUAUGGCUGACUCAUGUUUUUAUGAUGGUGAUGAUGAGGACAAUAAGCAUAAUGAUGACGGUGGUGAGGAUUUGUUGUGGUUUGUAGUUGUUUUACUUUUUGUAGUCAUAAUAGUAGUGAUAGUUGUACCUAAGACUUCAUGAUCCUUUCAUUGUAUUAGAGUUUUCAUCCAAGCCUAACCUCCUCUCCCCUGCAGUGCAUUCUGAUCUCCAGCAUCGUCCAGUACACACCAGCUCGCUAUGGGAAGUCAUACACAUACCCUGUCUGGGCAGAGGUGGUGGGCUGGGGAAUCUCCCUGGUCUCCAUCAUUUGGAUCCCCCUGGGAGCCCUGCAAGAGAUCUGCAGAAAUAAGGGCACACUGAUGCAGGUGAGCAUCCGUUCAGUAAACCAAACCAAACACGCAUACUGAUACAUACAUACCGUGAGGAAAAAAAAGUAUUUGAUCCCCUGCUGAUUUUGUACGUUUGCCCACUGACAAAUAAAUUAUCAGUCUAUCAUUUUAAUGGUAGGUUUAUUUGAACAGUGAGAGACAGAAUAACAACACAAAAAUCCAGAAAAACGCAAAAAUGUUAUAAAUUGAUUUGCAUUUUAAUGAGGGAAAUAAGUAUUUGACCCCCUCUCAACCAGAAAGAUUUUUGGCUCCCAGGUGUCUUUUAUACAGGUAAUGAGCUGAGAUUAGGAGCACACUCUUAAAGGGAGUGCUCCUAAUCUCAUCUUGUUACCUGUAUAAAAUACACCUGUCCACAGAAGCAAUCAAUCAAUCAGAUUCCAAACGCUCCACCAUGGCCAAGACCAAAGAGCUCUCCAAGGAUGUCAGGGACAAGAUUGUAGACCUACACAAGGCUGGAAUGGGCUACAAGACCAUCGCCAAGCAGCUUGGUGAGAAGGUGACAACAGUUGGUGCGAUUAUUCGCAAAUGGAAGAAACACAAAAUAACUGUCAAUCUCCCUCGGCCUGGGGCUCCAUGCAAGAUCUCACCCCGUGGAGUUGCAAUGAUCAUGAGAACGGUGAGGAAUCAGCCCAGAACUACACGGGAGGAUCUUGUCAAUGAUCUCAAGGCAGCUGGGACCAUAGUCACCAAGAAAACAAUUGGUAAUACACUACGCCGUGAAGGACUGAAAUCCUGCAGCGCCCGCAAGGUCCCCCUGCUCAAGAAAGCACAUAUACAGGCCCGUCUGAAGUUUGCCAAUGAACAUCUGAAUGAUUCAGAGGAGAACUGGAUGAAAGUGUUGUGGUCAGAUGAGACCAAAAUCGAGCUCUUUGGCAUCAACUCAACUCGCCGUGUUUGGAGGAGGAGGAAUGCUGCCUAUGACCCCAAGAACACCAUCUCCACCAUCAAACAUGAAGGUGGAAACAUUAUGCUUUGGGGGUGUUUUUCUGCUAAGGGGACAGGACAACUUCACCGCAUCAAAGGGACGAUGGACGGGGCCAUGUACCGUCAAAUCUUGGGUGAGAACCUCCUUCCCUCAGCCAGGGCAUUGAAAAUGGGUCGUGGAUGGGUAUUCCAGCAUGACAAUGACCCAAAACACACGGCCAAGGCAACAAAGGAGUGGCUCAAGAAGAAGCACAUUAAGUUCCUGGAGUGGCCUAGCCAGUCUCCAGACCUUAAUCCCAUAGAAAAUAAUAUGCCAUUUAGCAGACGCUUUUAUCCAAAGCGACUUACAGUCAUGCAUGCAUAAUUUUUUUAUUUAUUUUGUGUAUGGGUGGUCCCGGGGAAUCUGUGGAGGGAGCUGAAGGUUCGAGUUGCCAAAUGUCAGCCUCGAAACCUUAAUGACUUGGAGAAGAUCUGCAAAGAUGAGUGGGACAAAAUCCCUCCUGAGAUGUGUACAAACCUGGUGGCCAACUACAAGAAACGUCUGACCUCUGUGAUUGCCAACAAGGGUUUUGCCACCAAGUACUAAGUCAUGUUUUGCAGAGGGGUCAAAUACUUAUUUCCCUCAUUAAAAUGCAAAUCAAUGUAUAACAUUUUUGACAUGAGUUUUUCUGGAUUUCUUUGUUGUUAUUCUGUCUCUCACUGUUCAAAUAAACAUAGCAUUAAAAUUAUAGACUGAUCAUUUCUUUUGUCAGUGGGAAAACGUACAAAAUCAGCAGGGGAUCAAAUACUUUUUUCCCUCACUGUACGUAUAGCUCACAGAUACUGUUUUAGCAUCAUGCAUACAUACUGAACACGUAUACUGGUACUCACACAUAUACACACACACAGUCACGCACACACAGAAAUCAAUAAAUCAAAUGUAUUUUAUAAAGCAUUUUUUUACAUGAGCAGUUGUCAGUGCUUUACAGAUAACCAGCCUAAAACCCCAAAGAGCAAGCAAUGCAGAUGCAGAAGCACAGUGGCUAGGAGAAACUCCCUAGAAAGGCAGAAACCUAGAGAGAAACCAGGCUCCGAGGGGUGGCCAGUCCUCUUCUGCCUGUGCCGGGUAGAGAUUAUAAGAGUACAUGGCCAUUAAGACCAGAUCGUUCUUCAAACGUUCAUAGGUGACGAGCAGGGUCAAAUAAUAACCACAGUGGUUAUAGAGGAUGCAGCAGUUCAACACCUCAGGAGUAAAUGUCAGUCGGCUUUUCAUAGCGAGCAUUCAGAGGUUGAGACAGCAAGUGUGGGAGAGAGAGCAAGAGAAAGAGUCGAAACAGCAGGUCCGGGAGAAUGUAGCACGUCCGGUGAAAUAGGUCAGGGUUCCAUAGCCGCAGGCAGAACAGCAGAACUGGAUCGGCAGCACGACCGGGGGGGGGGGGGGGGGACUGCGGACAGGGACAGCCAUGAGUCGUCAGACCAGGUAGUCCUGAGGCACGGUCCUAAGGCUCCGGUCCUCUGGGAGAGGAGCCCUAAAGAGGAAGAGAGAGAGACAGACAGAUAUAUUUGAUACUGUACGUUCUAUCACACAUGGCAGUCAUAUACAUAACUAAAAUGCAUGGGAAAUACAUUCUGGGCAUUGGCAGAAACCGUAGAAGUUAAACUAUGUCUGUGACUCUGAACUUCUUCUUUUAUCGAUUCUCUGUGCCCUCAGAGGAUAAAAACAGCCAUGUCUCCUACAAUAGAGUUGGACCCUGUCAACCAUUUACCAGAGAAGCAGAGAGUGGACAUACCGGAGUCUGUUGACUUUAUCAGUCCUCCG